Molecule: messenger RNA, 837 nt
Organism: Pneumocystis jirovecii RU7
Lineage: Eukaryota; Fungi; Ascomycota; Pneumocystomycetes; Pneumocystales; Pneumocystaceae
Product: rRNA-binding ribosome biosynthesis protein UTP23
Exons: 3
Coding region: 1-837 (278 amino acids)
Cellular component (GO): nucleolus; small-subunit processome
Molecular function (GO): small ribosomal subunit rRNA binding
Source: RefSeq, a predicted model, not a curated record
AUGAGGCAAAAACGUAUGAAAUCAUAUAAAAAGUUAAUGCAAAUUUAUAAAAUACAUUUUGGAUUUCGGGAGCCUUAUCAGAUAUUAAUUGACGCCGACUACUUACAGGAUUCUAUGAAAUAUAAAAUUGAUAUAAUAAAACAACUUGAGCGUGCACUUCAGGGAAAAAUAAAGCCAAUGAUUACUCAAUGCUGUAUUCAAAAAUUAUAUGAAACCAAACAACAAGAUAUCAUUUCACUUGCAAAGACUUAUGAAAGACGAAGAUGCAACCACAGAGAUAAUUACCUUUCACCUGAAGACUGUAUUUAUAGUAUUGUUAAUAUUAAUGGGAAAAAUAAACAUCGUUACGUCGUUGCAACUCAAUCUCUGGAUAUUAGAACCAAAUUACGAAGCAUUCCCGGAGUUCCACUUUCUUAUAUCAAUCGAUCUGUUUUAAUUCUUGAACCUUCUUCUUUUUCUACUCUUAAAGCUAGAGAAUUGCAAGAACAAGAAAAACUUGGUCUUAAAGAAGAAGAAAGUAAAAAAAUUCUUGGAUCUAAAAGAAAACAGGAGGAGAUAUCUCUGCCUAAAAAGAAACGAAGAAAGGGCCCACGAGAACCUAAUCCGCUAAGUGUUAAAAAAAAAAAAGUCAGAUUUGUUGACCACGAACCAAAAAUACAAAUUGCACCUAAAAUAAACAUUCUUUUUGACAAUGAUGUAGAAAAAAUUAAGAAAACAAGGCGAAAAUCAAGAGGAAAAUCUGGAAAAAAGCUUCAUAACUCAAUUCCUAAAAUAUCUAAUCUAGAAACUACUAAUAUACUCAAUACAUCAUCUCAUACUAAUUCAGAUUUGAUUUAA